Messenger RNA from Daktulosphaira vitifoliae (grape phylloxera), 1084 nucleotides. RefSeq lists its product as uncharacterized. The record is from RefSeq and is a predicted model, not a curated record. NCBI's taxonomy places the organism in Eukaryota, Metazoa, Arthropoda, Insecta, Hemiptera, Phylloxeridae. The transcript has 5 exons. Bases 1 to 729 code for a protein of 242 amino acids.
AUGACUUCUUGGGUAGUCUUACCUGUGGUUGAGAUAGUCGAGGAAGUGGAAAUAGAGAUAAUAAAUGCACAACAUAUAAAUUUGUUGACUUUGUAUUUAUUUAGAUUACUGACAGUUGUCAGAGAAACAGCCAUUAUUAGGUUUUCAAUCAUAUUUCUUAAGUACAAAGAAAGACAGCAGAUAUUCAAUUGGGAUAAAUAUGAAUACAAAAGUCAACGGAAUAGUUUAAAUAUUGCACGAAAAAGACAAGAUGUUUUCCGUAAUAUUGCGACUUUAAAAAUAAUUCCGAACUCAGAAAAAUUGUAUUUUAAUUAUAAUGCUCGACCAAAACCAAUAAUUGGUUCCCAGCAGCCAAUCGGACAUUAUCCUACACAGGCAGUUCUGAAGUAUGAAAAGGAAAAAGCAAGUAUGAAAAAUGUAGUUCAAAAGUCAAGACCUAAGGUUUUUAGAUGUCCUCAAAUUAGCCUAGAUGAUGUUCCAGAAGACCGAAGGGAAAUUGUUUGUAAAUUUAUGUACAGUACAACAAAAACAAUGAAUGAACUUACUUCGGGAGUACCCGAAUGUCGAAACCCGGAAGUGGAUAUCCCUUUGAGUCCAUACGGAGACCCGGGAAAAUUAAAGGCACGACCAGUACAUGAACCUAUGUUGCCUUUGAAGAAUUAUCGACGUGUCAGUUUUGAAUGGGACGCACAGCAAAGUCGUAUUUUCGGUGGUUGGAAUAUCAAAUAAUCAAUUUUAAGCAAUAAGUUAUAAUUUUACUAUAAAUUAACUAAUUUAAACUUAAGUGUUAAUUUUUAAAAAUUAAAACAAAUUAUAUAAAUUAAUUUAUGGUUAUAAAUUCCACAGUCCACUAGUUGAUUAUCAUCGAGAAAUCACACUUUUAAUAAAAGAGGUAAAAUAAAUAAUUUUCUUGUAGAGGUCAUAUAUUUGCUGUGAAAGUUUUAAAAUUUCUGCAAUCACAUAAUGCAUUCUUGUAGAUCUAUAUAAUUAUAAUUAAUUUCAGAAUUUUUAAAAUGAUUUUUAUAUUUUCUGGUUAUUUGAUUAUUAUUGGCUAUCAUCAAAUUAAUUAUCCAAGUAAAAUUAA